CUGACCCGGAAGCGGAAGUUUUUUGCAGGCGGAGUGUUGGAGAACGGAGGCAGCGGCGGUAGCAGCAGCAGCAGCAGCGGUACAUCCACAAGAGGCUUGGAUACGGGAGCAAGAUGCUGAUCAAAGUGAAGACGCUGACAGGGAAGGAAAUUGAGAUCGACAUUGAACCCACAGACAAGGUGGAACGGAUCAAAGAGCGGGUGGAAGAGAAAGAAGGAAUUCCUCCACAGCAGCAACGACUCAUCUACAGUGGCAAACAGAUGAACGACGAGAAAACAGCUGCUGAUUAUAAGAUCCAAGGGGGCUCAGUUCUCCAUUUGGUGUUGGCUCUUCGUGGGGGAGGUGGCCUUGGGCGGUGAUGGACCUCCUUCUACUUCAUCCCCUCACCCCAUCACUCAUAAUGAUGCGCCAUGUACCCUUCCACUUCCUGGGACAACAGAACCACCACAUCCUCCCCAGGACAGAUACCUCAUUGUUUCUGUCUGUUGCUGGGAGGUCUGUGAGGACCCCAGAGUCCAGCCCUCUGGGUCUGCAGGGCCCUUGGCUAGCUGUUGGUUUUUAGUUUGUGGUCUCGCCUGCCCCUUCCCUCGUGGCUGUGUCCUGGUUGUUAAUAAAGACAUUUCCCAGCCUUCUGGAA
Molecule: messenger RNA, 637 nt
Organism: Gracilinanus agilis (Agile Gracile Mouse Opossum)
Lineage: Eukaryota; Metazoa; Chordata; Mammalia; Didelphimorphia; Didelphidae
Gene: NEDD8
Product: NEDD8 ubiquitin like modifier
Exons: 4
Coding region: 114-359 (81 amino acids)
Biological process (GO): regulation of proteolysis; protein neddylation; modification-dependent protein catabolic process
Cellular component (GO): nucleus; cytoplasm
Molecular function (GO): protein tag activity; ubiquitin protein ligase binding
Source: RefSeq, a predicted model, not a curated record